This is a messenger RNA of Etheostoma spectabile (orangethroat darter), 1000 nucleotides long. RefSeq names its product transmembrane protein 54a (gene tmem54a). Bases 168 to 899 code for a protein of 243 amino acids. The record is from RefSeq and is a predicted model, not a curated record. The transcript is spliced from 6 exons. Lineage: Eukaryota; Metazoa; Chordata; Actinopteri; Perciformes; Percidae.
GGAGCUUUUGCACAGGUAGGCGGAAGAUGAAGCCUGUUAGUCCGCAGGUGAGCGGCGAUAGAGGAACCCGUCUCAGACAACGACCCACCAAAAGUGGAAUCUCAAAAAGCAGAAUGACUUUAUUAACACAACUUGUACACUAACAUGAUCUAAGUGGACACAACGCCAUGGUAAAUUCAGGAGUGUGCUGUGCCAGCCUCAAGGACAACCAUGCCCUGAUGAAGAUGGGGUUGGGGCUGGUGCUGGUGGGCCAUGUCAACUUUAUUCUCGGAGCACUGGUGCACGGCGCUGUGCUCAGGCACAUCAACGUGCACUCUCAGGCCCGGAACACGGUGUACGCCAUCUCUGAUAUCAUUGCUAUUGUGGCAGGCUUGUUGGGAAUUUUUUGUGGAAUAACUGCCAUUGUCCUGUCCAAAAACAAGAGAAACAGGAUCCUGCAGUGGGUCUUGUUGGUCUUCAGUUGCCUGGCAGGUCUCGUGGCAUUUGCCUCCACCAUGGGCUUGUCAGUUUCUAUGGUGACAGCCAUUAUUAAUAAUGGACAGGGCCUGCUAACACACUGUUUGAAUUCCGCUCUUGAUGUCAACUCCUUCAGCAUCACAAAUGAAUGUCCCUUUGACCCCACCCGCAUCUAUGGGACCACGUUAAUUCUGUGGGUGCCUCUCCUCUUAACGUCCGUGGUGGAAACGGUGUUCUCUUUCCGCUGCUUUGCUGCCUGUACUUCGUUCCUCUACCUCUGUCCGUGCAGGAGGAGGCCGACCCAGACCAGGAGGGUGCGUAUCCAAAGACCUGAUGAAAUGCCCUCAUUGCCUCCAGGACGAGAUCCAGAGUGUGACGCAGAGCCUGUGGAGCAGGAUGAACUGCUGAAUGACACUGCAGUGGAGCAGAGUGCGUGGCUCUGAACCAGCUAAACCUAAUGAAUAGGUUGCAAACAGCUUAACUGGAUAAAAUACGUCAUCUGGAAGUUGUAUUGAGUGUCUGUUACAUAUAAAUAUUUGAAGAC